Messenger RNA from Galeopterus variegatus (Sunda flying lemur), 4016 nucleotides. It is a transcript of the gene SPATA31G1, whose product is annotated as chromosome unknown open reading frame, human C9orf131. NCBI's taxonomy places the organism in Eukaryota, Metazoa, Chordata, Mammalia, Dermoptera, Cynocephalidae. The transcript is spliced from 3 exons. Bases 2142 to 4016 code for a protein of 624 amino acids. The record is from RefSeq and is a predicted model, not a curated record.
AACCCGCGGCAGGAGCGUCGCUGUGCUCCCAGCGCCACACUCUCCCGAGUGAGCCACGGGGUCGGCCCAGAUUUUAAGUUGGAAAUAUUGAUUACUAUGUACAAUCUACUGAUUUACAAUAUUGGCUACUCAUUCAAGUUUUUAAAAAAACAGUGCUGGCCACAAUGUCUGCUCAAAUGUUACAUAUCAGUAGUUCACCUUUAUUCUAUGGUUUCAGCUGCUGCAUAUAUGCUGCCAGAUGUCUAAUCUACAUCUCACCCAUAGACUGCUCUCCCAAGCUUCAGAUCCAUGUGUCAAAGAACCUCAAAUUGAAACAUCUAAAAUCUAACAUCUAAAAAUUGAAGCCAUCACACCCCACCACCACCUUAAAUUGGUUCCCAGGUCUGUGUUCCUAAUCUCAGUGAAAUGGCACCAACAUACAUCCAGUUUUCCAAGUCAGAAACCCUGGAGUCAUUGUCAACUUACUUUCUCCCCCACUGCAUCCCAUUGGUAACUUAGCCUAAUCAAUUACAUCUUUGGAAUUAUACUCAAAUCCAUUUUUCUCAGUUCCCACCAUCACUGCCGUGGUUCAGGCCUCAUUUUUUGUUUUGCUCUAUCUAAAGCAAGAGUCCCCUAACACUUGCAAUUUAGUCUCUGUGUUCUGCAAGACACAAAUUUGACCCUGUCAUUUCCCUGUUUGAAACUUUUCAGGGUGCGAUCCCUGCACCAGCCAGCCACCAAAAAAGCAAAACAAAACAGAACAGAAAAACACUUUUCAAUGGUUUCCCACCACCUUCAUGAUAGAUUUCCAACCUCUUAGCGUGGUAUUCAGGGCCCUUUGUGAUCUUGUCUUUCCAGAUUCACUUUCUAUGACUUCCCUAAGCCCUACCCUUUGCUACAACCACACUGAAAUACCUUCAAAUUUCUGUACUAGAACAUGUUUUCUCUGCCCUAGCACCUUAUCGAGGCUGUUCCUACUGCUUGGACUGUCCUCCUCUCACUCCUUACACUACACCCUCAUUUUCUUGGUUCACCAAAGCAAGCAUUAAUCAUCUCUUCUUGGAAGCACCUCGCAACAAGCAACUGAAAAAGUUGCUUAAAAAGAUAGAUAUCUCUUCUCUGCCCCCAUAAUACCUUAUGCAUCUCUCUAUUUUCAUUGUCUGUUACUUGACCAUUUCCCCCACUGAAAUGGGACCUACUUUAGUGCAGAGAUUCUGUCACUUCUAUUGCCUCAAGGCUGAGUGAUAUGACUGAUUCAUAAUAGGCAUUCAAUAAAUGUAUGUCAAGUGAUGAAUCUAGUCCAAUUCAUGGUACGAAUGGAGAAACUUUUCUUGGUUUCUCAAGACCACAUGACCGAUCAGUAACAGAGCUAGAGAACCCAUCUCCUCAAUUUCAGCUCAGCACUCUUUCUACCAGAAUAAGUUGGCCUUUGAUGGGGGCAUGGGCGGAGCUGUUAAAUUGGAAAGGCAGAAAUUGAAGUUUGGCCUGAAAGGAAGGGUUGACAUGGAAGAGUGGUAGUUUCUGGAGAAAGAGGAGUAAAUGAAGAGAAAUAGUCAAGCAUAUUUGGGCUAUUUGUCAUCCUUAACAUGUUCCUUCUCAAAAAGAUCUCAGGCAACCUAAAGUUAAAUAAGACAGUUCACAGCUGACAUGGGCAUAAAAAAGAGGAUAGAUCCCUAUCUAUUAAAGAUGGAAUGAGGCUUAUAAUCAGGAACAUUAAAUAAAUUUUUACUAUGGUAUACACUAUGUACCAGGUAUUUAUUAUUCUAAGCAUAUACUUUAUUCAUUUAAUAUUCAGAACAACCCUAAGUGGUAUUAACAUUAUCCCCCAUUUUAUAGAUGAUAAAACUGAGGCACUGAAACAUUAAGUAGUUUGACUAAGGGUUCACAGAUAGGAAAUAGCAGAGCUAAGAUUCGAAUAAGGCGGUUUGGUGCUAGAAACAUGUCCUUAAUCAUAAUGCCUAAAGCGUAAUUCUGACUUUGGCAAUCAAGACAAAAGGGGAUCAUCCAGAUUUCACUGUACAAAGUAUGAGCUGUCUGAUGGAAGCAAUUUUUGGCUUUAAAUUCAAGAAGGCUGUUAGGACUGAGCCCAUGUGGGGGAUGGGAGUUCUUUGUUCUGUGAUGCAGUGAUGACCUCAGGAUAAACCGCCACUAGGCUGAGGAGAAUGGAAUGGCUACUGAAGGAUCUACUCAGAGUUGAGGGGGAGAUAGGGCUUCUUUGGGGCCAGCUGACCCAUGUCUUGGCCUGCAGGCACUGUGGUAAUAGCUGCCUCCAGAGUCCAGGGAAUUUGGUGACACUAUUCUUGUUCAUUGUUUGGCAGAUCCAGAGAUGGUGGCAGUUUUGGAAGUGGCGACAGCUCCAGUCCUGGUGUUCUGGGGGCAUGAUACAAGGCAAGGGCCUACCACUUCUGUACCAUGUGGCCUUCCUUGGUCGCCUAUUGAAGCAGAAAUCAGAGGAGGAAGAUGAUGAAGAAGAGGGGGAAGAGGAGGAAGAAGAAGAGGUAUCUCUGGAUCCACUGAAGCCAUCUCUUGUAUUGGAGCCCCUCAGAAUUAGUCCAAUGGGGGUCCUCUUUGAUUCUGAGGCUAAAUGUGGGGGCAUAAAAAGGAAAAAAAACUCCUCUGAGCUCUCAGCUUGCAGUGUACCCCAAGACCUGCAUAGAGCCGGUCCCCUGGGAGUCCUGUCUGACCCUGAACCUGUUGGGGAGGAUAUGGAGCAGAAAGAGAACUGUUGUUUUCCUGUGUCCCUGGUUUGGGGCCCCAGCCCACCCCCAAACUCUGUUUCAAAGUCCCACAUAACUGAGCAUACCGGAGACCAAUGCAACUGCAAACCUGAGGAAAAAGAAGCAGAGCAGAGAGAGAACUGCUGGGCCACUGAGCUCCCAGCCCCCAGCUCACUCCCUGCUCCUCUACCACAGCCACACAUUGACCUUGAAUUUGUGCAGAGAAAGGCACAAAGAGAGGUCCCCCAGGGCCCCAGCCCUUCAGCAGUGGAUCGCCUAAAGCCAGUACCCUGGCCUCCCACCUUAGCUGAAGCUUUGAAUAUUGAGCCCACACAGCCUGGUCUACCCAAAGAAGAGAUGUUCCCAGGGGCUGAGGCAGAGGUUCCACCUUCCCAGGGAAAGGGUGUCCCAGAGGUGCUCACCCACCCUGGGAUCCACGCCUGGCACUGGAGUAGAGAGCUGGAACUCAAGCUGAAGAAACUGCAGCGGAGGCCUGCUUCUAGAUCCCCUUGCCAAAGUCAACCAUUUUGCAGCUCCUCUACCCUGAGCUCUACAACUCCAGACUCCUGGGGAUUAUCUUCCUGCCACCAAAAGCUGACAAAUCCCCCUAACCUGUGCCCCCACUCUUCAAGUUGUCAUCUGCAAAAACUUCCAAACACAGUAACUCAGCCUGUCCAGGCUCUCCACGGUUAUCACUCCCACUCCUCUUCUCAGCCUCAGCCACAAGGGUCUCACAAGGCAGAACACGGGUCUCGGAAGGAGACAAGAAAGGGGAAGAUGGUGGCCCAGGUCCCAUCCCAGGGUCCAUGUGUUCGCAUGCAGGCUGGGAAGAACUGUCCAGACCUGGGAGAGCCUUCAAACCCUGAGGUUUUGGCCUCAGGCAAAAGACAGGACAAGGCUUCAGCCAAAAAGAAAAAGAGCCCCAGAAAACCCAAAGCAGGAGACCAUGGAGGAGAAAAUACAAAAUCGAGGUCAUCCACAGUCACAGUGAAGAGCCACCCUGCCCAGGCCCAAAAACUAGCAGAGGACCCUGUAAGCAGACUUUCCCAAAAGUCUCACCACAGGGGACAGAGUUCUCAACACACUAUUCUUCCCCAGCAGCUUCUCCCCAAGGCUUCAAAUCCAAAGGAUCAGCAACAGGCAAAGCUGGGAGCUGGUGACAUCCUGAACGCUCGCCACUGUACGCACUGUCCUCAGGCCCACAUGAAGAAGCACCUUUCUUUUCUCACACCCCAGGCUCCACUUACCACAGGUCUCCAAAGGGUGUUAGCCAACUUUCUAUGUACCCAUGGACUCCUGCCCACUAAAUUUAUUCAGUAG